UACAAAUUUCGUACAGCGCACUCAAAAUACAAACAUUUUUGUUUGAGAUUUUAAAGGUCCACAAAAAAAAAGCUAAGACCGCAAACGUCAAUUGCCAGAAAACUCUUCCAAAAAAAAACUCAAACGGCAGUAAAACAUAAAAACACAUGCAUGUUUAUUAGAAAAUUGUCAAAAAUCUUUUAUCAAAAUUUUACUAUCAGACACAUUACUCAGUCAAUAAAAAUUGAUGCGCAAGCAAAGAAAAUUGUGCCCGUCCAUUCAACCAGCCAUCAAAGGAACCAGCGGUUAGCAGAAGGUUGACCAGUUCCAUUAAACACAGGCCUUACAACGGCAUGUGCAAAGCGGUCAUUUAUCCUUUGUCCUCCCACCCGAGAUAACCGAAAUGAUGUGGACCCGAACGAGACUCGCCCUGCGCAGCAUUGCUAGAUCGCAAAGCUUGAACGGUAAGCGCUCCAGGAUGAAGGAACAGCUGUCUGCCAAGCAGAACGAGCGUAACGAGAAGAAGAAAAAGAAGCUGGCGGCGCUGGCCAAUCUGAUGGAGCUGAACGAUCGGGAUCGAUUGCACGAGGCGGAGCUGGCCAAAAAACGGGAUGUAGAGGAAGCCGAAACGGAGGAGACCCCCGCAAAGGCAAAGGACGACGCGGACGACGGCUUUAUCACGGUGGGCAGCAAGCGGAAGUCCCGAAAUCGUGCUACAGCCCGCAGUAAUCCCGAACCGGAGGCGCAAUCGGGAGCACCCCAGACCACAACAGAUAGCGACGAGCCGGCUUCGAAGAAGAGUCGUACCCAAGAGGCUGGCGGGGAUAGCCUGCCCCAGGAAAUAAGCUCUCUGUCCGAGGAGCAGUACAAACAGCUGUCGGCGGAGCUAAGACGUCGCAAACGCCAACUCGAGGACGUUCCCGGCCUGCGACUGCGGGAGAUGGGCCAGCGAGCAUCUCUUGAGACGCCCCAGCAUGCACGCACUCCCAUCUUCCUUACCGACAUCCAGAACCUGCUAAUGUCGGCCCUCAUUGGCCAAAAGAGCCCCUGCCGGCCGGAUCGGUGGUGCAGCGUGGAGAAGUGGCUCAGCCUGUCUCACAGCGUGGUGGUCAUCUUGGAGGGGUUAUCCCUCUACCACUACCUCUCCAACGAGAGCCAGUUCGAGGCCACGAACAGGAUAUUCAACACCAAGCUGGAGAUGAUUCUUCCCCCGCAGGACGAAAGUCAGAUCAUCGAAGAGAUAGCCAAGAUUCCCCUUACCAAUGUGCAGGCCCGCAAGCUGAUUGAUGAGCACGGCUCCCUAGAGUCCGCUGUGGAGCUAAACAAGGAUCCCACUCUGUUCGUUAAGACCAUCUUUCCCAUCGAGAAAAAGCCGACGAAACCGGAUGACCUGCACAUGGACGACAAGUUCCCACGCACCAAGCUCCUGCUAUCCGCCCUGCAAAUGGUUGACGAGGGCUAUCCAAUUCCGUUCCAAGGCGAUUUGCACAAUCGCUUCCGGAGCUUCAAGUUCACCAAGAAUUCUUACGAGCCGGUGACCAAUCGCAGUCCCAUGUUUGGAGUGGAUUGUGAGAUGUGUCAGACGGAGGCGGGGGUCAACGAGCUGACCCGAAUCUCUAUUGUCAACGAAAAGUACAUGACUGUAUACGAAACACUAGUGUUGCCGAACAACAGAAUCACCAACUAUUUGACCCAGUACUCGGGCAUCACUGAGGAAAUCAUGAGGAAAGUGACGAAAAAACUGAAGGAUGUGCAAAAGGAAGUGUCUGAACUGCUGCCUCCGGAUGCCAUACUGGUGGGGCAGUCAUUAAACUCGGAUCUGAACGCCAUGCGGAUGAUGCAUCCGUAUGUGAUUGACACCAGUGUGUGCUUUAACAUCUCCGGUGUCCGAAGACGCAAGAGCAAACUUAAGGACCUGGCCAAGACCUUCCUAAAGGAGACGAUUCAGGAGAACGACGACGGCCAUGACUCCAUUGAGGAUUCGCGAGCCACGCUGAAGCUGGUCAAGAUGAAGCUGGCUAACAGCAUCGAGUUCGGCGACGAGAUCCUUACGCAGCAAAAGCGAUUACAAGAAUUGGCGAACGCCUCCAGCGGUGAUACCAUCAGUAAUAACCUAUUUGCCCAUGUAGCCAAGCGGGAUAAGCGAACGGCUAUCGUCACGGUUGGAGAUUUGCAGCCCCGGCUCAAGGAUGUUAUUUUAAAGGCAGGAGAGGCUGCUCCCAAAGAUCACAGCCUAGCGGUCCGUGUUCACGAGGUGUCCACGUCCAAGGAAGCCGUGCGCAAGGUCUCUGAAAUUGCGCUGGAAAAUGCCCUUACCAUUGCAAAUCUACCCGUGCCAGAGCAGGACUUUGCAUUGGAGAGCGCGGAGCGGAAUGUUGCGAAGCUGGACAGAACCAUCGAGCGACUGUGGAACACGGUGGCGCACAACGGACUCUUCCUCGUCCUCAUGGGCGGAUCCACGGAGUGCACCAAAGGCGUGGCCAAAAUAGCCAUCAAGCGACUAAACGGAUCGGAACAGACAAGUGCUCCCAUUGGAAGUUAGGAAGCGAACGAGAACAUGUCUCCUGUUAUUCACCUCUGCCCGAUCCCAUAUGCCACUAGGUUUUACUUCAGAAAAACCCUUCCGGCUUCUGGUGAUCCAGAAGGUCAGACGGAAUCCCGAAGCGGAAUCAAAUUUGCCGUAUCAUCCCCAAGACAUGACCGACUAAUGUUUCACCUUACCUCGAAAACGCACUACAUGCUUAAAUGUACCGAUAAAAAAUUGUCAAAUUGAAAAAAAAUUUCUUUAACAAGAAUAAUAAAAUG
Messenger RNA from Drosophila rhopaloa, 2784 nucleotides. RefSeq names its product small RNA degrading nuclease 5 (gene Rexo5). Bases 383 to 2521 code for a protein of 712 amino acids. Gene Ontology annotation, molecular function: exonuclease activity; nucleic acid binding. The record is from RefSeq and is a predicted model, not a curated record. Gene Ontology annotation, cellular component: nucleus. Lineage: Eukaryota; Metazoa; Arthropoda; Insecta; Diptera; Drosophilidae. The transcript is spliced from 4 exons.